Messenger RNA from Mercenaria mercenaria, 2228 nucleotides. Its product is annotated as coiled-coil domain-containing protein 83-like. Bases 161 to 1483 code for a protein of 440 amino acids. The record is from RefSeq and is a predicted model, not a curated record. The transcript has 14 exons. NCBI's taxonomy places the organism in Eukaryota, Metazoa, Mollusca, Bivalvia, Venerida, Veneridae.
UUCUAAGGUCACGAGUUUAAUGAUUUGUCUAUAAAUUUGUCUGUGCCUGUAUAAAAACUAUUCGUUACUAUUUUUGUUGCUAGAUAAACAAUAAUGGCGUCCAACAGGUGCUUCUGCAGCAAUUUUUGACAAGUUUGCUCGGCAUUAAAAAGAAGACAUAAUGGGAGCUAAGAAGAAGGGAGGAAAGAAAGGAAAGAAGGGAGGCAAGAAGGGGAAGAAGGGAAAGAAGUCCAAGGAGCCUCAGAUGACAGCGAAAGAGGCCAUACUGGCGUAUCAAAUUAAUGUUAUUGAAAAGAAGUUGGAAGACGUGAUGUAUGAAACACGAGGAUGGGAGGAGAAAAAUAAACGUCAUCAAGAAAGGAAUGACAAAUUGAAGGAGGAACAAGAGUUACUAAUCAAACACUUACUGAAGCAGGCCAAGGAUACAGACAAGCUGUUUGCUGGAGAAGAAGUAAAACACAAAGAUGAUGUGAUUGUAGCCAUGCAUGAUAAAUGGGAUAAAGAGAGAAAUAGAGGAAAACAAAUAGAAGAACUGAAAAAAGUAAUAGCAGAGACUGAAGCCGAAAUAGCAAAGCAAGCAAAACAAGUGGAUUACUGGACCAAGUAUAAAGACACUGGCCAGCAUGAUCAUGCUACUUUGGUCAGGACACUGGAACAGGAAGUGGACGAUAUGAGCACAAGCUUCAAUGAAAUGAAAGAACCUAGACAAAUAGCAAUUUAUCACAGUCACUUGGACAGCAGCCUUGCAAAAACUAAAGAUGAGAUAGAGAAAUAUACAGAAGAGAAAGUAGACCAACAGAAACACAGGGCCUCAGAGAAAGCAAUAAAUCAGAUGGACAAACAUAGUCGACAAGAAGUAUUGGACAAUGAUUGGUUGAAAAGAGAGGUUCAGAUACAUAGAAGGGAGACAGAGGACCUUAUAAAGGAGGUAGAAGAUAUAGAGCGUGGAAAUCUAGAAAUAAUGGCUGAGUUGUUUGAAUGCAAGAUUGAAGACUUGAAAAUAUCCAGGAACUUUUACCUGACACAGUUUGGUGAAGGUGAGAAUCUGGAUGAAGAUGGUAUACUGGAGAUGGACCUAAAACAGUUAUCUAUAGAGCAAUCAGGAGGGGACCAGGCUAGUAUAGAGCGGCCAAUGAGUGCUACACAUCGAGCUGUACAGGACAAGGUGUUUUCUUUGGUUCAAGCUUCUAUACAAGAGGACGAGGAAAGUGAAACCUCAGUGUCUGAUGACGAUACUGAAAGUGUUGACACUGAUUUAUUAGACAAUAUGUUCUAUGAAGAAGAAAACUGGGGCGAUUACCUACAGCUUGGUCCUCUGGAACUAAAGUUGCUGAAUGUAACUGGGCAACAAAUGCCUAUUCAUAUACCUCGACAGCUGGAUGAGGAGGAGCUAAAAGUUAAAGACUGUAAUCCUGAUCAGUGGCCUGUAACACAACCUAUGCUUAAAGACAUAAUCUCACCCAGACCUGGGGUCACUACUUGAUCUUGUUCAUACCAGAUACUGUUGAUGGAAUACUAUCUUUAAAAUGAGAUAAAACAUUUAUUGAUAAAGAUUAAAGAGGUCAACAUAUGCUGAAUUCAUGCAGUUACCUGACCGGAGAUUUUUUCAAUAUCUUAGUUAUUGUUUAAACAUUUUGUUGUUUUUUACUUGGGAAAAGCACUGAAUACAAACAAUCCUACAACUAACACAAGUUAUUAAUUUCUAAAAUUGUUGGUGGGCUUAAAAUAGUAUUGAAAUUAAACUUUUAUAAUAUCUGUAAGGCUUAUAUCAGUUUUUUUUAUUUGAAUAAACUUUACAGUAACCAUAAUUCUGUAAGUGGAAAAGAGUCUGAAUAAGGAAAGAAAUAAAUUAUGCAUAUAAAUGUAGUUAUGGAUGAAAGUGUUUCCGGUUGGGAGUGAUUCAGUGUGACCAAACUACUUUGCUUUUCAAUAUUGUAUUCCUGUAACACUGAAUAUGUAUAUCUUGAUAUUGUGUUUUUUUCUCCAUUCAUCGCAAAUUAAAAUAUUUUUUUUGUCCAAAAAUUUCAAAUGUACUUAGUACUUUGGUACAAUGUGGUCUCAGUUCUAUAGUGAAGCUGCCAGAGUUGACAUGGCCCUCCUUUUAUGAUGUGUUGAUGAUUUAAAGAUUUCCACUCUAUCACACUACAUUAUAAUAUUUACUGACACGGUUGAAACAUUGUCUGCAUAGUAAGUUGUUUUGCUGUAAUAAAAGUGCAUUUAUAAUUUUA